AUGUUUGGAAAUCAAAUAACUGAAAGGAAAGGUCUUGAUUUGACGAUCCCACAUAAUAACACAACUAAGAAGAAACUGAUUUUCAAAAUUUUAUUUAUUACAUUAGUCAUUAUAUCAAGUGGAAUUUUCUUAUAUUCAUCAACAACAACAAUAACAUCAUAUUUUUGUUAUCAUAAGCAACAACUGACAAAUCUGAUUUCUAAUAUUCCUGCAAAAAUAGAUAUUGAUGUACCCUUGUCAAUAGAACAAACAAAUGUUGAUAUUAAUGUUGCCGUUCGAGAACUAAUUGAUAAAAAAAAUGUUGAAUCCAUUGGUCUAGAGUAUAUUAUUAAACGAGAAGACAAGAAAGGGGAUAAUACAGAUGACAACAACAAGGACGACAAUAACAACGAUGAUUCUAAAAAGAAAUCAAAACCUAUAUAUGAUCAACCAGGUAUGAGAUUUGUAUUUGCUUUAUUUGCCUUUGUUUUUUUAAAUAUGAUUGCCAUUUGUAUUCAUCAUAUUUAUAUGAAAAUAACCAAUGCAGCCAAUGCUUAUAAAACUGUUGAUGAUGAAAUUUCACCAUUUUAA
Messenger RNA from Candida albicans SC5314, 570 nucleotides. RefSeq lists its product as uncharacterized. Bases 1 to 570 code for a protein of 189 amino acids. NCBI's taxonomy places the organism in Eukaryota, Fungi, Ascomycota, Pichiomycetes, Serinales, Debaryomycetaceae. The transcript has a single exon. The record is from RefSeq and is a predicted model, not a curated record.